AGUCUCGGGCUGUCCGGCCAGGGUGGUUGGUGGUGAGGAUUCAGGCUCCGACCCGACGAGGCCGUGGCCUGAGGCUCAGGGCGCCCCAGCCCCUCCCUCCCAGCCCACCAGCGUCCACCCCCAGCUCCGAGCUGGACCGCACACCUUGGGACACGGUGUUCCACUUCCUGAGGACGAGCCCCAGGCUGGAGGACAGGUCCGAGGAGGUGAGCGUGGGACUCUUCGCGAGGACGCCGGCGGCGGGCCCCGGGGAGGCGGCCGAGGCGGCGGCGGCCGGGGGCGACAUGGCGGAGGAGCAGGACCUCUCCGAGGUGGAGCUGAGCCCCGUGGGCUCCGAGGAGCCCCGCUGCCUGUCCCCGGGCAGCGCGCCCUCGCUGGGACCCGACGGCGGCGGCGGGGGAGCGGGCCUGCGAGCCAGCCCGGGGCCGGGAGAGCUGGGCAAGGUCAAGAAGGAGCAGCAGGACGGCGAGGCGGACGACGACAAGUUCCCCGUGUGCAUCCGCGAGGCCGUCAGCCAGGUGCUGAGCGGCUACGACUGGACGCUGGUGCCCAUGCCCGUGCGCGUCAACGGCGCCAGCAAGAGCAAGCCGCACGUCAAGCGGCCCAUGAACGCCUUCAUGGUGUGGGCGCAGGCGGCGCGCAGGAAGCUGGCCGACCAGUACCCGCACCUGCACAACGCCGAGCUCAGCAAGACGCUGGGCAAGCUCUGGAGGCUGCUGAAUGAGAGUGACAAGCGCCCCUUCAUCGAGGAGGCCGAGCGGCUCCGGAUGCAGCACAAGAAGGACCACCCGGACUACAAGUACCAGCCGAGGAGACGGAAGAACGGGAAGGCGGCGCAGGGGGAGUCAGAGUGCCCCGGCGGGGAGGCCGAGCAGGGCGGGGCGGCCGCCAUCCAGGCCCACUACAAGAGCGCCCACCUGGACCACCGGCACCCGGGAGAGGGCUCUCCGAUGUCGGACGGGAACCCUGAGCACCCCUCAGGCCAGAGCCAUGGCCCCCCCACCCCUCCGACCACCCCAAAGACAGAGCUGCAGUCGGGGAAGGCAGACCCCAAGCGGGACGGGCGCUCCAUGGGGGAGGGCGGAAAGCCUCACAUCGACUUCGGCAACGUAGACAUCGGGGAGAUCAGCCACGAGGUAAUGUCCAACAUGGAAACCUUCGAUGUGGCUGAGUUGGACCAGUAUCUGCCACCCAACGGGCACCCGGGCCACGUGGGCAGCUACUCAGCAGCUGGCUAUGGGCUGGGCAGCGCCCUGGCUGUGGCCAGUGGACACUCCGCCUGGAUCUCCAAGCCGCCAGGCGUGGCUCUGCCCACGGUCUCGCCACCUGGUGUGGAUACCAAAGCCCAGGUGAAGACGGAGACCGCAGGGCCCCAGGGGCCCCCGCACUACAGCGACCAGCCGUCCACCUCGCAGAUCGCCUACACCUCCCUCAGCCUGCCCCACUACGGCUCCGCCUUCCCCUCCAUCUCCCGCCCCCAGUUUGACUACUCUGACCAUCAGCCCUCAGGACCCUACUACGGCCAUUCAGGCCAGGCCUCUGGCCUCUACUCGGCCUUCUCCUACAUGGGGCCCUCACAGCGGCCCCUCUACACGGCCAUCUCUGAUCCCAGCCCCUCAGGGCCCCAAUCCCACAGCCCCACACACUGGGAGCAGCCAGUAUAUACGACGCUGUCCCGACCUUAAAGGGGCCCUGUCACAUCCCCCCAGCCCCUGGCUAGUAUGCCCUUCCCAAGCCCUCGCACCCAGUUCCUGGCCCAUCUUUGUCCUGGUGGUGGCUGGGGAGGAGGCGGCAGAGGCUGACAGCUGAGGGGAGGCUUUCUGUCGGGCUCACUGCCUUUGAUGACCCCACCCCAUCCUGUCCAGGCUCAGCCCAGGCAAAGCCCUAGACUUCUAGGCUGGGCAGAGGAGGAGGAGGUUGGUUUUUGCCCCUAGACUGGACCAUGAGGGGCUGCACCUUCCCCCCAGGAUGACCCUCCAUCCCAGGACCUGAGAAGGACCCGCUCACCCUCUGGGAGGGGGAAGCACCCAGGGUCGGAUGGGAAUCAGAGGCCUUGCCAUUCCUGUGACUGUGUUUCCUCUUUCGUGGAGAACGAGAGGUCUGACAUAACCCAUGCCACCUGUGCCACGUGCCUAAGGUCAAGGCCAUCCCUGCAUCAGUGCCUGGAGUGGGCUAUGUCUGCCCCUUGGGGGCUGGGGACAGCUUUGAACAGCCUCUGAGAGUGUGGAGGUGGGUGGGGGCUCAGUGGGAGGUAUCCCCGCCAGUCCCCCCUUCCCUCCUGAACACAGAAAGGAAUCAACUUAGAGACCCCAGAUCCAGUUCUAUGCCAACAGCCUGAUUUUUCGUCUAAUCCGAAAGAGGGCCCUAGGGCCUCCUCCACUACAGCCUCCCAGACCUUGAGGCACAUCCCGAAGGUGAGGAAAGGAUUGGAGACAAUGCACAGAGCCUUCCUCCUGGCUCUCCGCCAGCUCCCUCCCCUCACCAGGCUCUCGGCCCCUGCUCUCGGCCCCACUCCUGGGCUCCCUGAGAGCUAUGCUGCUCGUGCCCAAACCCUUGGCUCCAGGAGGACAAGGGGCCCAGCACCAGGUUGCUAGCAGCAGCUGAAGACACUAAACUCCUGCCAUGUACAUUCUGCCCUGGCCUCUGCCCUUUGCUUCCCAGUGGUAUCUGAAUAAAGUAUGUAGCUCUGUCUGCCCCUAUGUUCCUGUUCUGCAGCCCCCACAAUCCACAUGUAACUCAUUACUACCCCCUCUUAUUUAUCUCAGUAGCUCCUCCUCCCCUCCCCCCGCUCCUAGGUUCUCCAGCUCCUAUUAACUCUGCAUUAAGUAUUCCCCGUAAUAAAAGUAAAGGUUCCAGCUACCUGCUUGGUGGGCCUGACCCGGCCUGUCUCUUGGUCUCUUCUCCCUGCACCUGUGCUUCCUCACACUUCCUGGAAGUAGCUAGGGGUGGAAUGCAAAGGACAGCUAACCCAAAGGUCUCCUCUCUGCCUAGAAAGAGGGGGCCUCGCAGUGGGUCAGUGUGCUCAGGGGCUGGGGCCUCAGAUGGGAGCUCUUCCCCCCGGCCAGCUGUGCCCACCCUACAGAUGGGCCCCUCCCUGGCUCAAGCUGGAACUCAGCCCAAGCGCCUUCCCAGCAGCCCCUCUGCUUGCCCAGCAGAGGAGAGGGAGCUUGCAUAGAAUUCAAGAGACAGGUACUUGAGAGGUGGGCCAGGCCUGAUUUCCUGGUGUCUGGCUGCCCAGUCCUUUAGGAUGUGAUGCUGGGCCUUCUCUCUGCGCGCGCACACACACACACACACACACCCGCAUAUACACACACACAAACACACACUGGCCCAAUCCAGGAUCUAGCCAACCUUCACGGCAGCUGCCUGUGUCUGAGUGUAAAGCCAGGAUGGCAGACGUGCAAUCGAACCCUUCAGUGCUUCCUCCUCAGCUGAAUUCCAAGCUGUGCUGGGGCAGGAGCCACUCCACCUCAGGAGCAGGGGAAACCCUUUCACCACAUGCUCCACUGAUGGCUGGCUCCAAUGGCUGAAGUCUUCCUUAUUCCCAGCUAAUAAAUACAGUAAUAGCUACCUACUACUUACGGAGUGCUCCCUGGCCAAGUGCUUUAUGCCAUUCAAGCCUAUGAGGGAGGAGAUCCAGUCUUUGUCCCCAUUUUCCAGAUGGGCAAACUGAAGCUUUGAGGUUCAUGCUAAGAAGUGCUGAUGCUCUGACUCCCUCAUUGCGCUCUUAACUGUCAUCUCUUCCAUCUGCCCAGCAUCUACAGGCCCUGCUUCCACUUUUAAUCUGAAGUGAUGCUUUUUCCACUGCUCCAGACCGGCCACCUCAGCUCCCUUAUCCACCUCUCACCUCCUAGUGAGGACCUGGGGUGGGGUGGGGUGGGUAGGGGUGGGGUAGAGCAUGCCAAGACCUAGCCCAGUCCUCCAGGGUGGCCAGACUCCCACCCGGAAACUGCAUCAUGUGAGCUCUUAGGCAACCUCACCAAAACUGCUGGCUCCGUGAAGCUUGGUAGCUGCGAACCCCUGUUCUCAUGAACAGUAUCUGCUGCCAAGUCAGAUCGCCCCAAACUGUAUGUGAGAUGUCUCCUGGUGUUCUGUUGUUGUAGAUAAAAGCAGGAUUUUAUACUGAUCUUUAACAGAUUUCAUCUUGUUGGAAUUGACCAUUUCCCACCUACAUUAAACCUUUUGGAAUCCUGAAUACAA
Molecule: messenger RNA, 4200 nt
Organism: Myotis myotis
Lineage: Eukaryota; Metazoa; Chordata; Mammalia; Chiroptera; Vespertilionidae
Gene: SOX10
Product: SRY-box transcription factor 10
Exons: 4
Coding region: 285-1685 (466 amino acids)
Biological process (GO): neural crest cell migration; negative regulation of transcription by RNA polymerase II; peripheral nervous system development
Cellular component (GO): nucleus
Molecular function (GO): DNA-binding transcription factor activity, RNA polymerase II-specific; RNA polymerase II cis-regulatory region sequence-specific DNA binding
Source: RefSeq, a predicted model, not a curated record